This is a messenger RNA of Erigeron canadensis, 1498 nucleotides long. RefSeq lists its product as uncharacterized. Bases 168 to 1265 code for a protein of 365 amino acids. Gene Ontology annotation, biological process: ubiquitin-dependent protein catabolic process. Lineage: Eukaryota; Viridiplantae; Streptophyta; Magnoliopsida; Asterales; Asteraceae. Gene Ontology annotation, cellular component: endoplasmic reticulum. The record is from RefSeq and is a predicted model, not a curated record. Gene Ontology annotation, molecular function: ubiquitin-like protein conjugating enzyme binding; ubiquitin protein ligase activity. The transcript is spliced from 2 exons.
UGGACAAGCCCAACAAUAACACACACAAAAAAAUAAUAAUAAUAAAAUAAAACCAAAAAAAAAUGACCAGAAAAAGGAGGUAUCUCACUCUAUGGCGAAUUCACUGAGAUCAAUCCUUUCUUCUAUCGAUCCAGAUCCUUUUCAAUUAAGGGUUUUGUAUAUUAUAAAUGGGGGAUAAUUUGCAACAGAAUGGAAUGAAUCUUGACCUUAAUUUAGCCCCCGAUGUUCAUUUUUCUCGAAAUGAUCAGCUACAUACAAUGAGUUUUGAAGAUUGGCUACUUGGAUCAAUGAGAGAAGUCGUUUCCAAUCGUGCUGCUUCUAGGCAGCCUCUACUGCCAGUUUCGAGACUUAUUCCUUUUCCAGUGAAUACUGGAAGCACGGGUCUCCUGUUGGCAGGUGGUAGUACUGGUGAUGAUGAAACGUCUUCUGGGGUGGUCAGCACGAACGGAUAUGGUGAUAAGAAGGAUGUCGAGAAGGAUAAUGGAGAUGAAGGUGGCUUCUUUGAUUGUAAUAUUUGUUUGGAUUUAGCUACUGAACCUGUUGUGACUUGUUGUGGUCACUUGUUUUGUUGGCCCUGUCUUUACCGAUGGUUGUUUGUUCAUUCUGAUGCAAAAGAGUGUCCUAAUUGUAAAGGAGAAGUAACCAUGAAAACUAUAACUCCUAUAUACUGUCGUGGAAACGCCACACUUGUAAGUAAGGUAGUAGAUUCAAGCUCAAGUGUUAAGAUUCCAAGCAGGCCGCAAGCAAAUAGAAUUGAAAGUUGGAGACAAGUGUUUCAAAGAAAUGCAGUAAAUAUGCCGGUGUUUGAUAUGAUUCGACGACUUGAUAAUAGAUUUGAUCUUACCCGGGAUCCAAUUUCUGACAAUCCACAAGAAAGCCCAACUACCCCGUUGCUAAAUAGGAUUUUCACUUCCAGAGGGAUUAGAAGUGGACGACGAGAUACAGAACCUUAUGCCUCACCAGAUACUGAAGUGGACUUGCCAAAUCAAGAUGAUACUAUCCCUAAUCUUACAUCUGCAGAAAGUUUUGUCGAGUCUUAUUUUCGUGACCGCCCUGAUGAAAGGAAUCAAGAAGAGCUUUCAUUGGUUGAUAGACAUUCGAUGUCGAGCAUUGCUGGUAUGUUGCAGUCUGAUAGCCAGACCGCUGAAGCAGAAUCAAGGGCCUCUGUUUCUGCGACUUCAAGGAGAAGAAAUGAAUCCUCAACGUCUAGAAUUUCAGAUGUAGAUAGUGGAAGUUCUCGCUCUAGGAGGAGGAGAUUACGUUAGAGAAACUCAAUGGAGAUUUCAGUAACGCUGAGUUUAUGGUACAAAAUAUCUAUGAUAUACAUUAGGUUUCUGCAAUUGACUCUUAAAGACUCGGCUGCUCGAGUCUGAGUGAUUUUCUUGUUACAAAGUGUCUUUUGUACACAGUUCUUUUUCUGCAAAUAGAUGCGUUUAAAAGACUUGGGUUCUUGAGACUUGAGAGUGUUAUGCAAUUAGAUGCUCAUAUUAUUCUGCUC